Mus caroli (Ryukyu mouse) is the source of this 540-nucleotide messenger RNA. RefSeq names its product peptide YY (gene Pyy). Lineage: Eukaryota; Metazoa; Chordata; Mammalia; Rodentia; Muridae. Gene Ontology annotation, biological process: neuropeptide signaling pathway; feeding behavior. Gene Ontology annotation, cellular component: extracellular region. The record is from RefSeq and is a predicted model, not a curated record. Gene Ontology annotation, molecular function: neuropeptide Y receptor binding; neuropeptide hormone activity.
CUGUCCAGCCUUCGAGCUUCUCCCACCUUCCAUCUCCUCCUGCUCGUCUUGCUUCGGAAGCUGUAGCUGCUAUGGUGGCGGUGCGCAGGCCUUGGCCCGUCAUGGUCGCAAUGCUGCUAAUCCUGCUCGCCUGUCUGGGAGCCCUGGUGGACGCCUACCCCGCCAAACCAGAGGCUCCCGGCGAAGACGCCUCCCCGGAGGAGCUGAGCCGCUACUACGCCUCCCUGCGCCACUACCUCAACCUGGUCACCCGGCAGCGGUAUGGGAAAAGAGAUGUCCCCGCAGCUCUGUUCUCCAAACUGCUCUUCACAGACGACAGCGACAGCGAGAACCUCCCCUUCAGGUCUCGGCCAGAAGAUUUGGACCAGUGGUGAAUACUCCCCCAAGGCCUCCUGCGAGAUGUGCUAACUACACCGACUUCACUUGCAUGUUUGGUUUAAGAAGAGGGCACUUCAUAUCUCGGUGUCUCGGACACCCAGACUGGAGGGCUGUGUGUGUUCAUUUCCCUGUCCCUAAAUAAAAAGCAAAUUUCGCACAAAA